GCCUCGCAGGCCACAGGUUCCCACGCUCCGCUGUCGGGUUUUGGGGUCGCCCUGUAGGUUAAAACCCCGAACCUGCUCAUUCCUCUCGCGGCGUGGCCCUAAGACGUUCCCAGUCCCGUCGCUCCGAGAGGGUCUAGAGAUCUGCGUCCAUUUCGGAUUAAAAUCGUUCUGAAGUGGGUACUGGCCCCGACCUUUUUGCUUUAGACUGAUCUUACCUGAGAAAGAAACUCAGAGGAAGAGGAAAGACAGAAGAAGAGGGAAUGGCUCUUUCUCAGGGACUGUUUACAUUCAAGGAUGUGGCCGUAGAAUUCUCUCAAGAGGAGUGGGAGUGCCUGGACCCUGCCCAGAGGGCCUUGUACAGGGACGUGAUGUUGGAGAACUACAGGAACCUGCUCUCUCUCGAUGAGGAUAACAUCCCUCCAGAAAACGAUAUUUCUGUUGGAUUUACAAGCAAGGGAUUAUCACCAAAGGAAAAUAAUAAAGAGGAAUUAUACCAUCUGGUGAUAUUAGAAAGAAAGGAAAGCCAUGGCAUCAACAAUUUUGACCUCAAGGAAGUCUGGGAAAAUAUGCCUAAGUUUGACAGCCUGUGGGACUAUGAUGCAAAAAAUUACAAAGGAACGCCUUUGACCUGUAACAAAAAUCUCACUCACAGAAAAGAUCAACAACAUAAUAAAUCCUCAAUACAUUUCUCUUUAAAGCAGAAUGUUUCUAUAAGAGAUAGUGCAUACCAAUAUUUCAUACAUGACAAGCCAUUUAUAAGGAAUUUGUUAAAACUGAAAAAUAACAUAAGGUAUGCUGGAAACAAAUACGUGAAGUGUUUUGAAAAUAGAAUCGGAUUAAGCUUACAGGCACAGCUGGCUGAACUACAGAGAUUUCAAACUGGGGAGAAAAUGUAUGAAUGUAAUCCAAUUGAGAAGUCUAUCAAUAGUUCCUCAGUUUCACCACUUCCUCCUUGUGUCAAAAACAUUUAUAAUAAAUAUAGAAAGAUUUUGAAAUACCCUUUGUUACAUACACAGUAUGGGAGAACACACAUUAGAGAAAAAUCAUACAAAUGUAAUGACUGUGGAAAGGCUUUUAGCAAAAGUUCGAACCUCACUAAUCAUCAGAGAAUUCACUCUGGACAGAGACCUUACAAAUGUGAUGAGUGUGGCAAAGCCUUUAACCAGUGUUCGAACCUCACUAGGCAUCAGAGAGUCCAUACAGGAGAGAAACCAUAUCAAUGUAAUAUAUGUGGCAAAGUCUGUAGUCAAAAUUCAAAUCUUGCAAGUCAUCAGAGAAUGCAUACUGGAGAGAAACCUUACAAAUGUAAUGAAUGUGGUAAGGCAUUUAUCCAGCGUUCACACCUUUGGGGUCAUGAAAGAAUUCAUACUGGAGAGAAACCUUACAAAUGUAAUGAAUGUGACAAAGCCUUUGCUGAGCGUUCAAGCCUUACCCAACAUAAGAGAAUCCAUACUGGAGAGAAGCCUUACAUAUGUAAUGAGUGUGGCAAAGCUUUUAAGCAGUGCUCACAUCUCACUAGGCAUCAGAAUAUACAUCCUGGAGAGAAACCACACAAAUGUAAUGUAUGUGGCAGGGCUUUUAUCCAAAGUUCAAGUCUUGUGGAACAUCAGAGAAUUCACACUGGAGAAAAACCUUACAAAUGUAAUAAAUGUGAUAAAGCUUUUAUCAAACGUUCACACCUUUGGGGUCAUCAGAGAACUCAUACUGGAGAGAAACCUUACAAAUGUCCUGAAUGUGGCAAAGCCUUUACUGAACGUUCAAAUCUUACUCAGCAUAAGAAAAUCCAUACUGGAGAGAAACCUUACAAAUGUACUGAAUGUGGCAAAGCUUUUACCCAAUUUGCAAACCUCACUAGACAUCAGAAAAUACACAUUGAAAAGAAAUAUUGUAAACAUAAUAUACAUGGUAAUACUUUAUUCCAAAGUUCAAACCUUGGAGAUCAUCAAAAAAGUUAUAAUAGAGAAAAACAUAUCAAAUAUAAUGAGACAAAAAUUAAAUAAUAUUCAAGCUGUACUUAGCAUCAGGGGGCUCCAUUGUGAAAAGAAAUCAUAUAAAACGAAAAUGUGGUAAAGCCUUUAGCUAUGGCUUAUACCUCACUUGAUACCAGAAUAUACAUCUUUGAGAUAAACCACACAAAGAUAACAUGUAUGGCAAGGCUUAUCCGAAGUUCAAGCCUUGUGGAACAUCACGGAAUUCUUACUGUAGAGAAGCCUUACAAGUAUAAUGAAUGUGAACAGCUUUAUAAAAAUAUUUACCCUAUUAUGGUUGUAACAGAAGACAUUCAGGAUGGGAACCAUAGAAAUAUGGCAAGUCCUUUAAGCAAUGUUCUGACUUGAGGGUUCACCAUUCGUAUUGGAGAGAAGCAUUACAAAUGAAGGUGGUAAAUUAUUUUAAAUUUCUCAAUGGAAAUUCAUCCUUAUAUGCAAGCAUUUUGUCAUACAAAAAUUCAGGCUAGAAAGAACUAAGUCUUUAUUCCUUGAAGAUUAAGUGAUCGAUGUUAAAUUCACAGACAAUUUUAAAAAGUCACAAACUCAUGAGAUGGUGUGUGUCAGAGGAGCAAGGACAUCUGUGGAAAGAUCUAACUUCAGUGUUAAGGAUUUUUUAUUCCGUUAUUUCAUAUUUUUAAAAGUAUGAAAUCUGUUGAUGUUAAAUCUUCAUCGCAUGCUUUUCAUUUAUCAUGAUUGUCUCAAGGAAUGGAUAUAAGAUGGAAGAGACUACUUCCUUAGGUGUGGCUUAUUUAUAUUAUUGAA
Nomascus leucogenys (northern white-cheeked gibbon) is the source of this 2750-nucleotide messenger RNA. Lineage: Eukaryota; Metazoa; Chordata; Mammalia; Primates; Hylobatidae. The record is from RefSeq and is a predicted model, not a curated record.